Molecule: messenger RNA, 2368 nt
Organism: Eublepharis macularius
Lineage: Eukaryota; Metazoa; Chordata; Lepidosauria; Squamata; Eublepharidae
Gene: SCARA5
Product: scavenger receptor class A member 5
Exons: 9
Coding region: 393-1883 (496 amino acids)
Biological process (GO): iron ion transmembrane transport
Cellular component (GO): plasma membrane
Molecular function (GO): ferritin receptor activity
Source: RefSeq, a predicted model, not a curated record
CUAGCCCUUGGAGCUUGGAACCUCUGGCUCUCCAGUCCUGCACCCUUCCUGCUCUCAUUGGUUCCCCAGGAGUGGUGAGUGCCUGCUGAAGCUCUGUCUCCAGCUUUGCCUGGUGAGGCUGAUUGCAGAAUGUUGUGAGAGGCAUUUCUGGCAUCUGAAGUCUAGUGGGAAGGUCUGCAGAACAUUUGCCAGCCCUCAGUUGACUGCCUAUGGAGGGGCUUGCAGGAGAUGUCUAGCUGGCUGCUGCUUUUCUUUGAGCUUGGAAGGCAUUAAUUGACAAGAAGAAACCUUAUUUCCCCUCUCCUUUUACCAUGCUGUGUGGUAGGGUCUGAGAGGUGGGAUAGAAGACAAACACACCUGGGCUUCCAAGGAUCCUGCUUGCAGGCAAGAGGAUGGAGAACAAAGCCAUGUACAUGCACACCUUUGGGGAGAGGGAGAAUGGAUCCAUCUUUGAAGAGCCAUUUGAUGGAAAGAACCUUUCAAAACUGCACCUCUGUGAGGACAGUCCUGGCAACAAGAAGAAACCGUCAGGACCCUGCGGCCAUUUUGGAUCCUUGGCUGCCCUCAAAUACGCAGUGGUUGGCCUAUACUUGCUGGUGUUCCUGAUCCUUGUGGGUGUCUUUAUCUUGGCAGUGUCGAGACCUCAGAGCUCUCCUGAAGACCUGAAGGUGCUAACAGGGAAUGUCAAUCGAAUAAAUGAAAGCUUGAGAGAUCUUCAGCUCAAAGCGAUUUACCAGCCCAUCAAAGGAGACUUCCUGGACCAUAUCUGGCGCCUUCAAGACCUCCUGCAGAACCAUUCAGAUUCUCUCCUGGCAAUGACAGGCUCGCUUCAGAAACUGGAAGGCGUUCUCGGAAGCUUGCAGGCACAAGCCGCUCAGACAGACCGAGUUGUCACUGGCCUGCGGGACAGUCUGAACCAGCAGGGUGACAUGGUGCAAAUGGAGAUCUAUAGGCUCUCGGUGGAGGGAAACAGCAGCCUGCUGAGGCUGAAUCACCAUGAAGUCUUGCUCAAUGAGCUGGCUUCCCAUGUGGAGAGCAUGAGCGACCAGCUGACCGAGGUGGGUGGGGAAGUGGGCACCAUGAACAGAUCUCUCUCCUAUGAUGUGGGCAUCCACCAUACCCGCAUUCAGGACCUACAGGUCCUGAUCAGCAACGCCACGGAGGAUGCCCGGCAGAUGCGUCUCGUUCACAUCGCCAUGGAGCAGCAGCUCAAGCAUGAGCUGGCCAUUCUGAACAAUGUGACUGAGGACCUGAGGCUCAAGGACUGGGAGCACUCCAUCGCAUUGAGGGACAUCUCCGUCAUACAAGGGCCUCCAGGACCAAAAGGGGAUCAAGGCAAUGAAGGGAUGGAAGGCGAACCUGGCCCUCCUGGCUUACCUGGAAUGCGAGGGUUCCCUGGGGGAAAAGGGGCUGUGGGGCAACCUGGCCUCAAGGGGGACCAAGGAGAUCUUGGCGCACGAGGAUUGCCUGGCUUCCGUGGAAUGACAGGUGACCGAGGCCCAAAGGGAGAGAAAGGAGAGAAAGGAGACAGAGGUGUAGAAACAGCACCUGCCACAGUAGAAGGGAUCAUCCGUCUGGUGAACGGCUCAGGCCCCCAUGAAGGGCGAGUCGAAGUUUUCUACAGCCGACUAUGGGGGACCGUUUGUGACGAUGGCUGGGAUAAGAAGGACGGCGAUGUCGUGUGCCGGAUGCUGGGUUUCCGGAGUGCUGAAGAGGUUUACAGAAUGGCCACAUUUGGGCAAGGGACUGGGCGUAUCUGGAUGGAUGACGUGGCCUGCAAGGGGACGGAAGACAGCCUGUUCCAGUGUAGCUUUUCCAACUGGGGGAAAACAAACUGUGGACAUGCUGAGGAUGCAGGAGUGAAAUGCUCAAUGCUCCAAUAAGACAAGUUUGGGAACCAAAGACUGUCCGUUGAGAAGGGUACUAUUGGAUCUCAGAGACUGUUCAACACCGGCAGCCAUCUUUCUUCCUUUCUGCCAGCUGCUGGCCAAGUGGAGCAGUAACUCUCAGGGCUUGCUGUAGCAUCUACUGUGAUCUGGUGACCCUACCAGGGUGAGGUUCUUCUGACCCUUCCUAAAUGAUAUUGCUUCUCUUUCUCACAUGUAGGCCAAAGUUAUGGGAAGCUGUCCCUUAAAGUAUCUGUUCCUGAUAGAACUGCUAGAAUUAUGAGGACAUUGAAUAGCCGGCUAUGAUGAUCCUGUUAGUGCAAGCAGCGUACGAUGCAGCGAGCAAAACAGUAUGACAGUUCUGCAAGGCCUGAAGAUGCACGUGGCAGGGAGCAGCUGAGCACCUAAGGGCAUAACCUCUUUGCUUGGUUGUUGCUUUUUGAUCAUAACAAUAAAAGAAUGGUGUGUUAUUCUGUAAUUAU